Messenger RNA from Triticum turgidum subsp. durum (durum wheat), 1674 nucleotides. The record is from the annotation of a GenBank genome assembly. NCBI's taxonomy places the organism in Eukaryota, Viridiplantae, Streptophyta, Magnoliopsida, Poales, Poaceae.
AUGGCCAAGAAGCCGAAGCUCUUCUCCGCCCUGCUCUCCUUCCUCCUCCACGGGACUAGGCCUCCGAUCUCCAGCCGGGUCACUGCCACCGCCAUGACUGAAUCGUCACCGCAUCCUUCCUCGCUGCACCACCUCGGCAGAUCCUCACAUCCUCCCAUGGCAGAGAAGAUCGCCGCCGGGCGAACCCUCGUCCUCGACGUGGACGCCGCGCUCCUCGUCCCGUCGUCGUCAUCCCUCUUCCCCUACUUUAUGCUCGUGGCUCUCGAGGCUGGGGGAUACGUACGAGGCCUCGUACUCCUCCUCCUCUACCCAAUCAUCUUAAGCAUGGGCCGCGCCAGCGAUGUGGCAGUGAGGGUGAUGGCCAUGGUGGCCUUCUGCGGGCUGCGCGCGAGCCGGUUCCGUGCCGGCCGCGCCGUGCUACCCAAGUGGUUCAUGGAGGACGUGGCGGCUGAAGGGUUCGAGGCCAUGAGGAUGAGCGGCGCCGCUGGCGGGCGGAGAGUGUGCGUGACGAGGCGGUUGCCGAGAGUGAUGGUGGAGGGGCUCCUGAGGGAUUACCUCGGCGCCGAGGCUGUAGUCGGAAAGGAGAUGAAGGUGCUGUGGGGGUUCUACACUGGACUAAUGGAGGAAGAAGGCGAGGUGGUGUUGGAAGAGGAGAAGAAGAUCAUGGCGGAGGGUGAUGAUGCUCUGGGAUUCUGCGGGUCGUUAGAGUUUCUCUUGCAUCCUAUUCCACGUUCUUGCAAGGAUAUCUACCUCGCGACAAGAGACGACAGGGCCACGUGGCAGGCGCUGCCGAGGAGCAAGUACCCCAAGGCCGUGGUGUUCCAUGACGGCCGUCUCGCGUUCCGGCCAACCGCUGGCAGCACGCUCGCCAUGUUCAUGUGGCUGCCCUUCGGCGUUGCACUUGCCUCCACCCGCCUCACCGUCGCGCUCACCGUGCCAUAUCGAUAUUCCACGCCGAUCCUGGCGGCCACCGGCAUGUCAUGGCGGCUCAAGGCCGGCGAUGGGCCACCGCUGCAGACCGCUGGCGUCGAGCGAGGUUGCCGGCGCGGGCAGCUGUUUGUGUGCAACCACCGCACCCUCCUCGACCCGGUGUACGUGUCAGUGGCGCUGGACCGACCGGUGCGCGCCGUGUCGUAUAGCCUCAGCCGGCUCUCGGAGCUCAUCUCACCAAUCGGCCGCACCGUGCGGCUGACACGAGACCGCGACGCCGACGGACGUGCCAUGGCCCGACUCCUGGAGAUGGGGGACCUCGUCGUCGUCUGCCCCGAGGGCACCACCUGCCGCGAGCCGUACCUGCUCCGGUUCAGUCCACUUUUCGCGGAGCUCAGCGACGACGUGGUCCCCGUGGGUGUCGCCGUCGAGACGGCCAUGUUCUACCCCACCACGGCGGGGGGGCUCAAGUGCCUCGACCCGUUCUUCUACAUGGUCAACCCGAGGAUGUGCUACACGGUGCAGUUCCUGGAGCGGGUGCGCACGGCGGUGGUCAGGGAGGGGAAGGUGCCGAGCGCCGACAUGGCCAAUCUCGUGCAGAAGAAGAUUGGAGAUGCGCUCGGAUACAGCUGCACUAUGCUCACCAGGAAGGACAAGUACCUCAUGCUGGCCGGCAACGACGGCGUCGUCCGCAAAGUAGACGGCAAGUGCUCGUCUCCUCCAGCGGGGAGGACGAACAACUGA